Molecule: messenger RNA, 3957 nt
Organism: Centruroides sculpturatus (bark scorpion)
Lineage: Eukaryota; Metazoa; Arthropoda; Arachnida; Scorpiones; Buthidae
Gene: kibra
Product: protein kibra-like
Exons: 22
Coding region: 146-3823 (1225 amino acids)
Biological process (GO): regulation of hippo signaling; negative regulation of organ growth; regulation of DNA-templated transcription
Cellular component (GO): cytoplasm
Molecular function (GO): kinase binding; molecular adaptor activity
Source: RefSeq, a predicted model, not a curated record
CCAUUCAGUUCGUCGCGAUUGGUCAGUGCUUAUCCCAAAGCGAUUCCUUUCCAUUGGAUGAUUCCGGAUGGUUGCCCGAUGACGUCACUCAUUCCUAUGCAAAUGAGGUAUUCAAGAUGGCGGACUUUGGUCAAGUGUAGUUUGGAUGUCGGGAACUCUCUGCGAACGAACUAUGCCUAAAAGGCGCAAUGGAGAGAUCCCAUUGCCAGAAGGUUGGGAUAUCGGCAGGGAUUACGACGGUAAAAUAUAUUUCAUCGAUCAUAUCAAUCAGAAAACAACAUGGAUAGAUCCUCGGGACAGGUACACAAAACCUCAAAGUUUUGCAGAUUGUGUUGGAGAUGAAUUACCUUUUGGCUGGGAAGAAUGUUAUGAUCAACAAAUUGGAGUUUAUUAUAUUGACCAUUUGAAAAAAACCAAUCAAAUUGAAGAUCCUCGUCAGCAAUGGAGACAGUUACAAGAAGCAAUGCUCAAAGAAUAUUUACUUACUGCUCAGAAGGAUUUAAAAGCAAAACAAGAGAUCUAUGACAUCAAACAACAAAGACUUUCUUUAGCUCAAGAUGAAUAUCAUCAUCUUACUGCUGCUCUUCAUGGCUUAACUAAUUAUCCAUCUAAUGUUAGUUUGUACUCUGUGGGUUCUUCAAGUAGUGGUAGCACUACUACAAAAUAUGAUCCUGAUUUAUUGAAAGCUGAUGUGGCUUUGGCUAAAGAAAGAGUGGCCCGUUUAAAGAGAGAACUAGAUCAGAUAAAAACUGAAGUAUAUUAUAAAGAACAGGGAAUAGAAGCUCUUGCAAGAGUGGAUCAACAGUUUUCUGAUCAGCAAACAGGUUAUAGUUUAGCUGAAGCUCAAGCAAUUUUUGAAGAAUUGCGCAACAUUCAGAAAUCUCUUAGUAGUGGAGAAAAAGAAAAAAUUGAACUUAUGCAAAGUUUGGCAAGAUUAAAAGAAGAUUUAUCAUGUUUGCAGCCAGCAUCUCCAGAUGUCUCUACAUUAAGUAUUCCCCAAGAGAAACUUAGUACAGCAUCACAAACAGAUUUGUCUGGAGAGAUUGGACGUGUUGGUGCACGUUUGGCAGAAAUGGCUCGUAUGAGGUUACAAUAUGAUGAAGCUAGAAAACAAGUUCACAAGAUCCAACAAGAACUAGCUGAUCUUGAAGAUAAAAUGGCUCCUGGUCAAGUUGAAUCAGAUAAGGACAGGCUUCUACUGAUACAAGAGAAGGAACAACUCCUCCGUGAACUUCGUAGUAUCAACACCAAGAGCCGAACUGAAAGUGAAAUUUCUUCUAUUCAUAAUGAAAUAUCCAAGUUAGAACAGGACCUCAGUAAUGCCAUGGAGAUGUCAAAUCGGGCUAUUGCUGAUAGAUUAAAAUUACAUGAGCAGAAAAAUGUUCUUCUUCAAAAGUUGAGAGAUGCAAUGCGAUUAACAACAUUUUUGGAAUCGCAAUUAAAAAGUGUAUCUACAAGUUCAUUAUCAAUGUCUUCAAGCAGUUCUCUUGGAUCUUUGAGCACUGGUUCUCUUUCAGCAAGCAGCAAAGGUUCUUUAAGCAGUUUAAGUUUUACAGAUAUUUAUGGUCUUCCUCAAUGUUCUGUAGAUCCAUCUCUUCAAGAUCUUCAUAAAAGAGUUGGUCAUCUGCUGCAAGGUAGCACACAAAGUAUAGCAUCUUCCUCAGUAGGUUAUGAAGAUUCUCAGUCUGUUCCAUUUGGUCAAAAUCAAAGUGGACCUUCACUUUCACCUCGAUCUUCAUUAUCAUCAAUUUCACCACCUGUUUCACCAUAUGAAUAUGGUCCACCUCCUACUUACGAACAAACAAAUACAGAAAAAAUUAGAAAGUCACAAAAAUUAGAAGAAAAAUUUAAUGACUUCAAAUUAUUACCAGGACUUAUUGAAUCAUGCCGUUUAGAACAGGGAAUGACCAUUGAUACAAACAUUCGGCAAUUACAGUCUGCACCUGCUGUAUCUCAUCAAAAUCGGCCAUCUUUUAAUUCAUUAUCUGCAGCUGAUCCUCAUCUACCUAAAAAUAUCUAUGAUUCUGGGAGUGAUGUUACAAGUAAUCCACCACUUAGUCCCAUAUGUGAAUUAUCUACAGAUCAAGAUGAAUUACAAGCCACAGGCUUAGCUAUUUCAAAUAACAGAAGUGUUUCAGCAGCAGUUAGUGAUGAAUCAGUUGCUGGAGAUAGUGGAGUUUUUGAAGCAUCAAAUAAAAGAUUGGGUGGUGAUUGUCUUGGUUUAAGUGAAAUGAAUUUAGAAACUGCCCAGGUGCAAGUGAAAUUGAGGUAUUCAUCUGAAGAUGGUCUUCUCCAUGUGGGAGUAGAAAGAGCUCGAAAUUUAGCAGCUCUAUCCGUACCUGAACAACAUAAAGUAUGUAUUAAAGUGGCAUUAUUACCAAGUUCACAUGAUAUAUUAGAUAACUUUAGUACUGCCCCAAUUGAUACUCUUGGAAAGCCAACAAUUGGUGAAAACUUCAGAUUUCCUAUACCUUGGUCAAAAUUAUAUACCAAAACUUUACAAGUUAAUAUUUGGUCUAUAUCAUCAACUAAUGAAGAAGAAUGCUUGGGUAGUUCUCAAGUAAGUUUAGCUGAUUUUAAUCCUGAAACUACAACUGUGAAAUGGUAUAAUGUGUUGAGUUUCAGAUUUAUGCAACCUGAUCCAUUUCCUGAUAGAGUUAAUAGGAUUGCUGAUGAUCGAUCAGAAAUUGUAGAAGGUAUUCAUCCUCGUGUUAUGAGUUUAAAAGAAGAAAGUAGUGAUGAAUCAACUAUUAUUUCUUCGAAAACUUCAACUCUUACAAGAAACCAAGGAAAUGAUAUAGUAGAUUCUGGUGGAGUAAUGGGUGAAGAGGGCAACGACAGUGAUGAUAAUGAUGAUGAUGACGAUGAUGAUGAUGACGAAGAGAAUGGAGAAGGACUUGAAGAAAAUUUAGUGAAUAUUACUGAAGAAGGAAAGCUAAAACGUUGUGUCCAGUGUGAAGCAGAAAGACUUGGUAAUGUAGCACUUUGUGAUAAAGAAACAAAUACAGAAUGUGUGUUCAUGCCUGAGAAAAGUCCUAAAAAACGAUCAGAUGAUGUUUCUAGAACAGCUAUGAUAAAAAGAUCACAGACUUUUUCUCCUAGUGCAGCUGUAAGCAAGAAUCAAUAUAUUUGUAGGUUAAAUAGAAGUGAUAGUGAUAGCUCUAUGCCAUUGUAUCGUAAAGCUGGACCUUUUCAACGUAAUUCCUUAGAAAGGAGAAGUCUCAGAUGGAAAAAGCCUCCACCGGUUUGUUCAAAGCAUAGUUCAAGUGUGUUUGGUUUGCGGGCUGGUCCCAUACGAACAUCACUUGAUUUAGCCCUUGAUCUGCAGGCUUCACAAACUCGACUAAAUCAUUUACAAGAUGAAAUUGCACAGUUAAGAGAAUGGAAACAACAUUUAGAAGAAGCUAGAGCUAAAGGAGAUCAGGAAAUUCCUUUAUGGUUAAAUGAAAAUGAAAAAUUACAACAAAUUCUUGCUACAAUUAAUAAAGAGGGAAAUAAGCAAAAUCCUGAGGAUAAGAAAAUAGAAAAAUUAUUAAAGAAGACAUCUAGAGAAAUUUAUAAAUUGAGGAAAAGUCGCAAAAAACAACCUGAUUUAAGUUCUUUCAAAGAAAAAAUGGCAUUUUUUCUUCAUGCAAAUCCUGUGUUUUCAUCUAUGUGUAACAAACAUUCAGAGACAAAUUCUGAAAAUCAAACAAACUGUAGAAGUAAAUGUUCAUCACAACCUGAAACUGAAGGUGAAAGUUAUGUAAGUGAAUCUGAUGAUGGUAAGAAAACACAAAAAUACGAAUACACAGUUGAUCCAGAAUUAGGAGUUCAGGUGUGAAAAAUGUUUUAUUUCUAAAGUUGUGAUUCUUUAUUUCGCACAUCUCUUGAAGUUGUGUGCCAUAAUGGAAGUGGCCCAAUAACAAGAUGGCAUCACUGUACAAGAGACAAGGAAGACAGAAGAAUUUUUAUAUU